Messenger RNA from Paramecium pentaurelia, 794 nucleotides. The record is from the annotation of a GenBank genome assembly. Lineage: Eukaryota; Ciliophora; Oligohymenophorea; Peniculida; Parameciidae.
AUGCUUUUUUUAAAUGCUAUAAAUCUUCUGAUUGAUAUAUAUUUGGAUAUUCCUCUGGAUAGAAAUGCGAGAUUGAAUGCAAUUAUUUUAGUCUAUUCACUAAUUACUAGGUAAGAGUAACGUGAUUUGAGAUUUAAUAAUUUUUUUCCUUCUAAAGAGGGGAAAAUGUGUUAUAAAAACUUGGUUUAAGAUUGUAUAAUUAUUUAAUUAGAUUCUAGUUUAUAAAAUAAAAUAAGUUAUUGUACAUAUUAUAAAUCAAAUAGUUAGAAGACAGUAAUUGAUCCUUGUGAAUAGUCUACAAAACCAUGUAUAGAUUUGAAUACAUCUAGAUAAUCAUUCUGUUAAUCUUUGAUAGGAUAAAUUUUUUCAUGAUUAAAUGGUGACUCUUCUGCUUUGUGUAGAUGAUUUAAAUAUCAAAUCUGAUCUUGAUUCAAGAAUGUUUGAAUUUAUUUACCACAUUAAUUCUUGUUUUACACAUGAUAUUUAUUAUGUUUAGGUACUUGAAUAUAAUGAUAUUUAUUAUGUUUAGGUAAUAAUUAAUUAAAGUAUAAUUUUUUAUAAUUGUAUUCAAACUAAAUCUCAUAAAAAUUGCACUCAUCAAUGAGGUGAUGAUAUUUAUAAAGUUAGAUAUUAAUGUAAAUACUAACUUAUAAUGUUUAAAUAUAAGUACAAGAUUAAUGCAUUUUUUGGAAUUUAUAAUCCAACAAGAAUUCAAAAGAUUUAUGUUAAAGGUAACAGUUGUAAUUAAGUUGAUAAAUGUGAAACUUACAAUGGAUUUUCCAAAAAGAGUGUGA